AUGGUUUCCCGCUUUGCGAUUGUCACUGUUGGUGCAAUUUCCCUCCUCUUGACAGGACUUUAUCUGCGAAGUUUCGAGUCUGGACAAAUCAACGUUAUGUCUGAAUCGCAAUCUUCGGUGCCGAUCGAGGUGACAUUAUCGGUACCACCCAGUUCUUCUUCCAACCUGGGUGCGGCAUCCAUUCGAGUCACCAUCACCAACAACUCUCCGCACACCGUAUGGAUCCUCAGCUGGUCUUCACCCGUCGAUGCGCGCGCAGUAGUGACUGGCAUGUUCAAGUUUAUAUCGACAACAACGAACAAGCCAGCACCGUGCUUGGAUAUGAAGAUCAACAGGAGGAUGCCAGAUUUCUUCCUCCCAGAUGAUGACGCGAUUGUGGAGGUGCCAGCGAAAGGGACAUACGAGAAGGAUUUUAUCGCGAAGGAGCCAGAAGUUGCUCUAACGAAGGGGGACCGAUAUCGAGUCAAGACGGAAGGGUGGUGGAUGCGCGUUUGGGUUCAUGAUGGUUCGACUGAUGCUGCGAAACUCGAGGUUGAGAGUGCCAUAUCUGGGGAUUUUGUCAGCAAUGAGAUCGAAGUGGAUAUAGCAGAGGCAUGA
This is a messenger RNA of Glarea lozoyensis ATCC 20868, 597 nucleotides long. RefSeq lists its product as uncharacterized. The record is from RefSeq and is a predicted model, not a curated record. The transcript has a single exon. Bases 1 to 597 code for a protein of 198 amino acids. Lineage: Eukaryota; Fungi; Ascomycota; Leotiomycetes; Helotiales; Helotiaceae.